Molecule: messenger RNA, 1824 nt
Organism: Aureobasidium musti
Lineage: Eukaryota; Fungi; Ascomycota; Dothideomycetes; Dothideales; Saccotheciaceae
Source: the annotation of a GenBank genome assembly
AUGGCUGCUGUACAGUCUAGCAAACCAUGGGACCUCUCUCAUGUCUUCGAGCUGAUCAACACACUUUCUCCGACCAAUGCGAAAGACGUACCGUCACGUCCGUCAAUCACCAAGCAUGACAGUAUGAAUGCCUCUUCCUCACUGCCACUUGCCUCGCCAUUACAGAGCUUCCAUGCUGUCGACGAGGGUGUAUCAUUGGGAGAUUUUGGCAAGAUAUGGCAAUACCUGGGCACUCCUGUCAAUUCACCUGCACCCAAGCCUGCUGAUGCCUCGCCGACUCUUCAACAGCGCAUGCCUGAGAAGGCCGAUUAUGCCAGUGACGGCGCUGCAUAUGGUACUCCCAGCAAGCGUAUCGCCAAGGGCGGCAUCAAGUGGAGAGAUGAAGUCAAUCUCGGCGAUCUCACCGAUUAUGCGCCAUUGGAGGACGAAGACGAAAGCGAAAAGAAGUUGACUAAGAAGCAACGACAGAAGAAGAACAAGAAAGAGAGGGAACAAAGGUUGGCCGCUGGUGCUGCAAAGUAUACUAGCGAUGCCGACGAGCCUGAGCUCGAUUCUCUCUCUUUCUACGACACGCCAGCGAGAAAGGCUAGCGCCCAUAUCGUCUCCGCCGAACUCGUUGGCAAAGCUCACCGUCCUUCAAGUCCCGAGAAGACACCAAUCUCGAAACCUGUGUUCAAAGACACUACCAAUCCAACGAAAGCUCCUCAACCCGAGAAGAAAUCAUCCCCGCCGCCUCAAUCGGAGCCUCUGCACUUCGACUCGCUUCCCAAAACGCCAGAGUCCAAGCACCAGAAAGAAUUCAAGAAGCGAUGGCCAGUUUCGACUCCAUUUGCUACCAAGACUUCCUCCCCUCUGCUUCCUGCAUCUGUACAACCGACACGUACGACGUCAACACCCUAUAAAUCUACCGACGCCAAUGCGAACCCCUUCCACAAGGUUCAGCAGGUCAGCGAAACUCCCAUCAAGAACAACCGUUCGGCAAUUCAGCCCAAAACUGUUCGUUCUGGCGAGGAUCGCAACUGGGCCCUACUUCUGAAGAUCAUUGGUGACUUCUAUGAGGACCGAGCAAGUCUCGUUAGUCCCGCAAACUCAAUCACACACUCGAAUGACCCUAAGGGCAUUCACGUCUUUGUUGACGCCUCAAACAUUUUUAUUGGUUUCCACGACCAGCUCAAGCGUGCAAGAAACAUUCCGCCGAACGUUCAUGUCCCUAAGGUGGACCUAUCCUUCGACGCAUUGGCUCUGCUCAUGGAGCGUCGCAGACCUGUCGCUAAACGAUGCCUGGUUGGCUCAAAGCCUCACAUGGCCGCAUUCGAUGUGGCCCAACGUGUCGGCUAUGAGUGCAACAUCCUGGAUAAGGUGCUCAAAGCGCGAGAGCUCACCGAGCGCCAGAAAUAUUUCCAGGAACAGGAGAAGAAGUGGCGCAGACGUAGCGGUAGCUACAAGAACGGCACUAGCACUGGAGGAGACAGCGCCGGCAGUGGCUCAGAAACGAGCAACACCGGUCCUGUCUAUGCUCCCGAGAGGUAUAUCGAGCAAGGUGUCGACGAGAUUAUCCACCUGAAAAUGAUGGAAUCCAUUGUUGACACCGAGACUCCCUCUACUAUGGUGCUGGCCACUGGUGAUGCUGCCCAAGCCGAGUAUUCUGAAGGCUUCCUCAAGAUGGCCGAACGUGCCUUGAAGAAGGGAUGGAAGGUCGAGCUUGUUAGCUGGAGCAAGAACAUCAGUCUAGCUUACAAGAAGGCAGCUUGGCAGAAGAAGUGGGAUGGUCGCUUCAGAAUCAUUGAACUGGACACCUAUGCGGAGGAACUGCUCGACAUGUGA